Gossypium raimondii (Peruvian cotton) is the source of this 3350-nucleotide messenger RNA. RefSeq names its product receptor-like protein 52. Lineage: Eukaryota; Viridiplantae; Streptophyta; Magnoliopsida; Malvales; Malvaceae. The coding region runs from base 225 to 3074 and encodes 949 amino acids. Gene Ontology annotation, biological process: hormone-mediated signaling pathway. The record is from RefSeq and is a predicted model, not a curated record. Gene Ontology annotation, molecular function: protein binding. Gene Ontology annotation, cellular component: plasma membrane. The transcript is spliced from 11 exons.
AAAGGAGGCCACUUUACAAAUUCAUGUUUGAAUGGAAGAAAGUGUAAAAGGCAACCCAAUAUGAGGGAGAUUAAUAAUGGCUCAACGCAUGAAAAACACCAAUGUAGGUCCAUCCAACCAACUGGGACUCAUCAAUUCAUGUGACGAAUUUUCAAAUUAGAAAAGUAUUUAAAGAAUAUUGAACUAGCAUUAGAAAAGUAUUAAACUCGGUUGUUUCUCUCCUUAUGAUGCGCCUUACACCCAUGUCCAACCUUAUGGCAAAACCAAGCUUCCUCCCUCCAUUUAUGUUUGGGCUGCUAUUCGCAAUCUUUGGGGUUAUUUUGUCUGCAAAAUAUUCUAGCAUCACCGUUGAUCAAUCUGCUCUUCUAGCACUCAAAUCUCAUAUAACUCAUGAUCCUCACAUUUUCUUGACAACCAAUUGGUCUACUUCUACCUCCGUUUGUAGCUGGAUUGGUGUCACAUGUGGAUCUAAACACUAUAGAGUCACUGCUCUGAAUUUGUCAAGCAUGGAUCUCACAGGCACCAUUUCUUCUCAAUUGGGAAAUCUAUCUUUCCUUGCUUGGCUCGAUAUUCAUCAAAAUAGUUUCCAAGGCUCUUUACCCAUUGAGUUAACUAAUUUGCGUCGGAUGAAAUAUUUGGAGUUUGGUAACAAUAGCUUCAAUGGAGAAAUCCCAUCAUGGUUUGGUUGCUUCACUGAACUCCAAGGCUUAUAUUUAUACCUUAACAACUUCAUUGGUGUUAUCCCAUCUACUCUAGGCAAUUUGUCAAAACUAGAAAUGUUGGGCUUGGGUUGGAAUCAAAUUUCCGGUAGAAUUCCAAAUAGUUUAUUCAAGUGCAAAGAGCUGAAGUUUUUAUCAUUGUUUAACAACUCCUUGGAGGGAAGUAUACCUACAGAAAUUGGAAAUUUGACUUUGCUCGAGACUUUGUCUCUUAGUGACAACUAUUUCAAAGGUAACAAUAGCUUCAAUGGAGAAAUCCCACCAUGGUUUGGUUGCUUCAGUAAACUUCGAAGAUUGUCUCUGUACCUUAACAACUUCAUUGGUGUUAUCCCAUCUACUCUAGGCAAUUUGUCAAAACUAGAAAGGUUGAGCUUGGGUUGGAAUCAAAUUUCCGGUAGAAUUCCAAAUAGUUUAUUCAAGUGCAAAGAGCUGAAGUUUUUAUCAUUGUUUAACAACUCCUUGGAGGGAAGUAUACCUACAGAAAUUGGAAAUUUGACUUUGCUCGAGACUUUGUCUCUUGGUGACAACCACCUCAAAGGUGAAAUUCCUCUUGUUAUUGGAAACUUGACUUCUCUCCAAAAACUUUCUCUUUACAAUAAUAAAUUUAUAGGUGAAAUUCCUCUUGUUAUUGGAAACUUGACUUCUCUCCAAACACUUUAUCUUUACAAUAAUAAAUUUACAGGUGAAAUUCCUCUUGUUAUUGGAAACUUGACUUCUCUCCAAUCACUUGGUCUUGACAAUAAUAAAUUUACAGGUGAAAUUCCUUUUGUUAUUGGAAACUUGACUUCUCUCCAAUUCCUUGAUCUUGGCAAUAACAAAUUGACAGGUGAAAUUCCUCUUGUUAUUGGAAACUUGACUUCUCUCCAAACACUUUCUCUUUACAAUAAUACAUUUACAGGUGAAAUUCCUCUUGUUAUUGGGAACUUGACAUCUCUCCAAUCACUUUAUCUUAGCUAUAACAAAUUGACAGGUAAAAUUCCUCUUGUUAUUGGAAACAUGACUUCUCUCCAAAUACUUUCUCUUUUCAAUAAUAAAUUGACAGGUGAAAUCCCAUCAACUAUUGAAAACUUGACCACUCUCCAAAUUAUUGGACUUUCUAAUAACAACUUAUCAGGUCGAAUUCCAACACCACCACCUUUAUUGCAAUCGUAUGAAGCUUCAAAUAAUAGCUUAAUUGGAGAAAUCCCUUCUUCAAUAUGCAGUCUCACUUCCCUUAUGGUUAUGCUUUUAGAUGAGAAUAAUUUGGAGGGAGCAAUUCCAAAGUGCAUCGGAAACUUGAGUUCUUCUCUCAUAGCAGUUAAUUUAGGGAAUAAUAAUUUUCAUGGUCAAAUACCAGAAAAUUUUGCUAAAGGUUGCAUGUUGAGAAGUUUACGCAUCGACAACAAUGAAUUAGAAGGGUCACUACCACGAUCUUUGGGUAAUUGCAAAGGGUUAAAUCUUCUCAAUGUUGGAAACAACAAUUUGAAUGACACUUUCCCAAGUUGGUUAGGAAAUUUGGAUCAGCUGCAAGUUCUUAUCUUGAGGUCGAAUAGAUUUUACGGACAAAUAGAGAGCUUUGAUAUUACAGUUCCUUUCACUAAAUUGCGAAUCAUUGAUCUUUCUCACAAUAAUUUUAGUGGCUACUUACCUACCCCUUUUUUUGAGCAUAUGCAUGCCAUUAGAGAUGAGUAUGGAAAGAAAGUUGAACCAAAUUACAUGAGAGAAGUAAAGAUGAAGAAAUUUAUUAUAUUUGAGAUGAAUUAUGCUGAUGGUUUAUCUAUUACAGCAAAAGGGCUGGAAAUAAAGUUUGAAUCACUAUUAUCCAUUUGGACGGUUAUUGACCUUUCUAGUAACCAAUUCAGGGGAGAAAUUCCAAAAAUACUUGGUGAGCUUCAUUUACUUAUUGUCCUAAAUCUCUCCCAUAACUGUUUAAUGGGUCCUAUCCCAUCAUCUUUAGGUAAUUUGUCAGAGCUUGAAUCAUUAGAUCUCUCAUCAAAUAAGCUGGAAGGAAGAAUUCCAACAGAGUUGAAAAAUCUUGGAUUCUUAGAGGUGUUAAACCUUUCUCAAAAUAAUCUAAAGGGACCCAUUCCUCAAGGCAAACAAUUUGAUACUUUCACUAACGAUUCCUACAUGGGAAAUUUGGAUUUAUGUGGCUUGCCAUUAUCAAAAAACUGUGGUACUGAUGAGGAAACCCCAGCCAUAUUUGAUAGAGAUGAUGAUGGUGAUGAAUUGAAUUGGAAAUUUUCAAUAUUGAUGGGGUAUGGAUGUGCGUUGGUGCUGGGAAUGAGCAUGGCAUACAUUGUAUUCACGACUGGAAAACCAGGGUGGUUGAUUUGGAUCGUGGAGCGAGUCCAACAUAGAUUUGCAAAAAGGUAGAGAAGCCAACACUUGGGCGAGUUCAACAAGUUGCAAACAGAACAGAAAACUUCAUUGCUUGGUGGUAUGCAGGCCUUUUUCAGUAGCUGUUUAAUAAACAUUUUGUGUGGGUGCUUUGUAUUAUGUUUUCUUAGGUCCUCUCUCAUGGCAAUGUUCCCUGAUGUGUUUAUGAGAGGUGCACUGGUUUGUAAAGACCGUCUUUAUGGGAACCUAUCUUUUUAAUAAAAUUGAAAUAAGGAAUAGAUGGUUAAUUUAUUCCAAAGAGUUUGUGAAGAA